Molecule: messenger RNA, 2122 nt
Organism: Drosophila grimshawi
Lineage: Eukaryota; Metazoa; Arthropoda; Insecta; Diptera; Drosophilidae
Gene: Syt14
Product: synaptotagmin-14
Exons: 6
Coding region: 101-1864 (587 amino acids)
Source: RefSeq, a predicted model, not a curated record
AUAUGAACGCAAUUAUUUCAUCUAGGCACUGCAAUUGAGGUUUAUGUAAAAUUGAUAAAAAGGAACGUUGAUUUAAAAUCGAAGUCACGCAUGAACCAACAUGAUUGUUACAUCUGGUGUGGAUAGCACUGCUUCAUUAGGUACGGUUGAGGUGACCACUCUUUUGGGUGCCUUUUUUGGUGUAUUAGUGCUGCUCCUCCUGCUGUUCCUGUACAUAAGUCGCAGGUGCUGUUUUCAUCAUCGCCAUGGCAUCAACUGUUGUGACGAGCGUCACUUGGCGGCCAAAUGUGUACAAAAGAUUACACGCAAACGUCGAUAUGAGAACACCAGCUCCGACUCCGAGGAGGAUAUGCUGCGACGCCUGCGCUGGCAUCAGCAGAACAACAACCUUCUGCCCCCCAAUGGGAAAUUAGUCGGCUAUGGAAUGGGCAGCGAGCAAAUGAACCCAUUGACAGGCCACAGCUUCAAUUAUCAUCAGCAGGCUGACCUGCAAAGGGUCACAGUGACCCGUGACCCUUUGGCAAUUGCUGAACGGGGCAAGGUCGGUAUACCCUCAUCCCACAGCGAGUGCAGCUCCAAUGACUCCAUCGAGGCGUCUGUCGACAGUCACACUGGCAUUUUGACAGGCGAGAGCCGAGCAGUUCCGAUGUCAUCGCUGAGAAGCUCCUAUGCCAAGUCACAAAAAUAUCAGCACAAGGUUGAUGUGUUGCCACAGAAGUCCGAAAAGGAUAGGGAUAGCGUGGUGGUGGUGCCAAUUACUAGCAUACAGCAGCAAAAUAACAACAAUAUUAGCACCGCAAAUAAUAACUGCAAUCAUAGCAACAGCAGCAGCAGCAACAUCAACAGCAACAACCCGAACAACAACAACAACCCCAACAACAACGAUGAUGAACCCCUUUUUGAUACCAGUGAUUUGCGAUCGAUCAAGUCAGAUGAUAUUCCGGUCAGCGAUUCAAAAAUCACAGCUCCACGUGGGCCCAUUGAACUGGAGAUGUCCUUGCUGUAUGAUGCACCCAUGCGUAAGAUGACGGUGCAUGUGAUGCAGGCGAGAAGUCUGCCACCGCUGGCAAAUGGCCAGCAGACGCAUACCCAGGUGCGCAUGUUAAUGCUGCCGAAUAAGAAGCAAAAGCACAAAACCAAGAUACGCAGUGGUGAGAAUCCACAGUAUAUGGAGAGUUUUCUGCUGCAUCGUGUCAAUCCCGAGGAUGUGAACAACAUGGGUCUGCGAGUCCGUCUUUAUGGUUGCGAACGGCUGCGCAAGGAGCGCCUUAUUGGCGAGGCGUAUGUGAGUUUCGCAACUGUCGAUUUGGAGCUAGAGACUAAUCUGUGGCUGCCACUGGAGCCGCGCAACACAUCUUCACUUUUGGGAUCAACAAGCGACCUGCUGAGCCUGGCCAGAUCAGACAGUGCCGGCUCCACAUCCUCCAUGCAGCAUGGAGGUGUCUCGGAGCUACUUUUGGGUCUAAGCUAUAACGGAGUGACGGGUCGCCUCAGUGUCGAAAUUAUCAAGGGCAGCCAGUUCCGCAGCCUGACACUGAAUAAGGCGCCGGACACAUACGUGAAGCUGUGCAUGGUCAGCAGCAUUGGUCAGGAGAUUUCGCGAGCAAAAACGUCCAUCCGCAGGGGGCCGAAUCCGCUGUUUAAGGAGACCUUCGCGUUUCAAGUGGCGCUGUUCCAGCUGAACGAUGUCACGCUGAUGAUCUCAGUGUAUGCCAAGAGGCACAUGAAGAAGAACGAGAUGGUCGGUUGGUUUAGCCUGGGUCUAAACUCAUCCGGACCGGAGGAAUGUGCGCAUUGGGCAGAUGUGUGCGAAAUGCCCAAGGGUGAGAUUCUGGCGCGAUGGCACGUUUUGGUUGAUUCCUGAUUCGAACAGUUGGGCCAGUCCUCAGGACGCAGCAGUAAAGCGCUCAAGAAACUGGGCUUUGCUGCGUUCAAGGACAGGUCCAAGGAUAAAACCCGUAAGGAGAUGGACGAGGUUCAAUUCCCUGCAGACAAUGCGGUUGCAGUGGAUAUUGAGCCGGGAUUGGAGCUUGAUUUUGUCUAAAACUGAACCGAAAGGUCCACUAUUAACUUGAUGAUUGGUUUUUUAAUGGAACACACAAAAAAAUUUUUAGUACAUUGA